ACUUCAGUCUACUGCGAGUUUUCAUAAACGCGACGACCAACUCUAAAAACAACGGUUAAAUAUUAAAAAUAACAUUCGCCAAACAACAAGUGGCUUUGUUAUAAUAUACACCGUUAAUCGCAACAAAAACAACAAAGUGUUAAUUUUAGUUCAAAAGUGAUAAAAAAAAACAAAUUCUAACAAAAUGGCUCAAAUGGUGCAAAUGACUACUGAACAAUUACAACAACUUAUCGAGGCCGUACGUGUUUCAGCUGCCAGUGGAGCAGCCGCAAAUGUUGUGUCAGGAACCAAGUCCAAAGGUAGUUUCAGUAAUUGUUCAUCCCGCUUUGGCGGCCAACGUGAUCAUGAAGCUGUUGAAGAAUUUAUCACCUCAAUUGUAACAUACAAAGAAGUGGAAUCGAUUAGUGAUGAAGAUGCCUUAAAGGGUAUUUCCUUGCUGUUCUAUGGUUUGGCCUCAACUUGGUGGCAAGGUGUGCGCAAGGAAGCUAAAACUUGGGAUGAUGUUUUGGCUUUGAUACGUGACCAUUUCUCACCCACCAAACCAGCCUAUCAAAUCUAUGUGGACAUUUUCGAUAAGAAACAAGAUGACAAAACCGCUAUCGAUACCUUUGUGUGCCAGAAGAGAGCCCUAUUGGCUCAAUUGCCCGAUGGUAGACAUGAUGAAGAAACCGAAAUUGAUUUUGUCUAUGGUUUGCUGAACAUCAAAUACCGUAAACAUAUUGCUCGUCAAGACUUUAAAACAUUCCGUGAACUGUUGGAAAAAGGUCGUGUUAUCGAGCACAAUAUGAUGGAAGAUGAAGCCAAUCAACAGGGUCCUGUUAGAGGUGCCAAAGGCACUAAAAGAUGUACUUACUGCAAUUUCCGUGGUCAUACUUUUGAACAAUGUCGCAAACGUAAAAAUGGCGAUAAUGCCUCCAAUAAUGGCGACUAAAUCAACACUACAACAACAAAUAACAACUUAACCCAAAAAAAAAAGUUGAAAAACAUGAUGUCAUUUUAU
Molecule: messenger RNA, 1000 nt
Organism: Lucilia cuprina (Australian sheep blowfly)
Lineage: Eukaryota; Metazoa; Arthropoda; Insecta; Diptera; Calliphoridae
Product: activity-regulated cytoskeleton associated protein 1
Exons: 1
Coding region: 185-931 (248 amino acids)
Source: RefSeq, a predicted model, not a curated record